This is a messenger RNA of Laccaria bicolor S238N-H82, 1782 nucleotides long. RefSeq lists its product as uncharacterized. The transcript has 6 exons. Bases 1 to 1782 code for a protein of 593 amino acids. The record is from RefSeq and is a predicted model, not a curated record. Lineage: Eukaryota; Fungi; Basidiomycota; Agaricomycetes; Agaricales; Hydnangiaceae.
AUGACCACGGCGUUGAACCUGGACGUCUACGCCCACCUCCUGACGUUCAUAUCUUUUCCGGCCGACCUCCUCGCAGUGGCACUUACCAGCUGUGAUCUAUUUCGUCUUGGCAUGCCAGAAUUGCGCUAUCGCUCUAUCAGGACGCACUUGGGGAACAAUGCGCUUUGGAGGUUCCUGGCGGAGAACCCAGCAUUGGCGUCUCGGGUGCGGGAGCUCGUGAUUUUAAGGGAAAAUGCGCAUGGUCUGUUGGAUAAGAAGGAAAUGGAACGGGUUCUUAUCCAUGGCUUACGGUGCACGGUGCCUUCAGGAAGAGUGACAGAAGCUGACGUGGAGGAAUCUGAAAGGCUGUUGAUUCAGGCUCUACGCGUGCUCAUCAAUCUCGAGAGCUUUACUUGGGAUCGUAAGGUUCCUUUGAUCAAUGUGGGACAAGAGGUGCUGCCGUUGUUUGGAUUGGUGCCAUCUGGAGAUGUGCCACCUCAAGUUUACUCCGAAGACGUAUGGACUGCGUUGAGGGACCGCACCCAAGUGAAGAAACUGAUAGUCACGGAUCUUGGGCGAAACCAAACGAUGUUUGCAAAUACCUUGUCUAUCUUUGAUAGCUCCAUGUAUACCCUUCAAAACCUCACACAUGUGGAGUUGAAGAUAGACUAUACACCAUUCAACGAGGCGGAAGGCGUCACCGAAGACGAUGAUUCGGACAAUUCUUCCGACAUCAACUUUCCUCCUAGAAUCAAUACUGAUCGACUGCAAGCACUCCUGCACUCAUGUCCAGAUCUUGAGUUCCUAGCGCUGGAGAUAUACGAUCACAGCUUCUACAUAAUCUAUGGAGGGGACCCAUUCACUGACAUCUCCUCCAUUCUUGCAGGGAUCACAUGGCCCCGCCUAACCUCCCUCCAACUUGGCGAUGUGGUUGUUGGCAAACAAGUCAUUACGCAGUUUUUGAAUAGGCACCCCACACUCCAAUUUUUUGCUGCGUAUUUAUCAAUUUCUGUCGACAGGGCCACACAGAACUUUGAAUUGGAUAUGACAGGCUUGAAAAAGGACGCGCUGCCGAAUCUUACGCGUCUCGCUGUCCACCCCAAACUGGCCCGUCCUAUUCUGUGUGGUGUUCCCGACUACUCGACGAUUACAGAGCUCACGGGUGUUGAGCCGCGUGAUUGGGAUGCGCCUGAGGUUGAAAUUGAGUCCCCAGUGGCUGAUUUUGACACGUGGAGCGAACUUCCGCUGGCGAACGUAUAUGAAGAUGACAACAUCAGACUGGAACGCGCUUUUAGGCUGAGAGAGAUGAGAAAUCUAAAAUCGUUAUCCCUUCGGAACCUCACAGAAGUGGACCAGCUCGAGGCGCUAGCAAAGCUAACCCCAAACUUGGAAUCGCUAUCGACACCUCCGUAUCUGAUCAAAUCCGUUUAUGACAACCCGACCCCACACACCUCCUGGUUACCCUUCCUUGCCAAUUGGCCACGCCUCACGAUGGUCAAUGGGAUAUGCCUAUGGCCACCUUCUGGAGCCAAGGGCUCGGAGAUAGAGCCAGAACUUGCUAAAGAGAUAUUAAAGACGUGCCCGAAUAUGAAGGAGAUCCCCUGGAGAGAUGGCGCGGUUGUCAAGUUUAUGGAGGGUGGAAACCAUCGAAGGGCGCAAAACAUGCUGCGACUGACCCGCCAACUGCUAUCGCGUUCUCGCUACCAAAAUCUAGGUUUUACAGAUGUUACGCUCACUCUCCUUCCUCUGGAGCAAAAGCAGAGCAUCCCAAACAAACCUAUGCACAAUUUUUCUGAGUACUAA